Physcomitrium patens is the source of this 1760-nucleotide messenger RNA. Lineage: Eukaryota; Viridiplantae; Streptophyta; Bryopsida; Funariales; Funariaceae. The record is from RefSeq and is a predicted model, not a curated record.
AACACAAUGACCGUUAUUGCAGUUACCCAAUCCAAAGCUGCACAACUGCACACCAUCUCUCGUACUUCUCCCCGCAUACCGUUUUGAAAUACGGUGUCGUCGGCAAAUUUCAUUCCGAUGUCAGGGUGCUUUCGCCGUAAGAGCAGCUCAUUACAAAAUAAUGAUCUGCUAAUGACAGUCGAAGAACAUUCAUACCAGCAACUGUGAUAGUUGCGUGAAGGUAGUGCAUCAAUGAAUCGCUUAACACGAGAGGAAGUUCCCCGAGGAUCCGCCUUGAGUGGUUGAUAGAUUUGCAGAACUUAUCAAAGCUCAUCGUGAAGUUGUUUGAUGGUGCGAGGGUUAUAGGAACGAAAGUAUAUCAAAGUCAACAUAAUGUGCAACAGCUGGAGCUUAGCACAAUUGAUUUCCUGCGGGCAUUGAAAAAGACAUGGCAUGCCUCGCUCAGAUAGAUCAAGCAAAAAUGGCAGCCGCGGAGUUCGGAGUGGGAGGAUAUUGGAAGGAUCCCAAUUACCAGCGUGGCACAUGUGUAAACACGCUGCGCGAUGCUCUGCGCUCUUGGGCUAAGGAAGUCUCACGAAUGAAGAAGAGGGACGCAGAUUUGUCCACGUCCAUUCAGAACUGUGCUCGGCUGGAGCAAAAUUUCAUCGCUGUGCAGAAUUGUGGCAUUGACCCAGACACAUUUCAGUGCACCCAUUGCAAGCCUUCUGGGGGCGGCAGAGAGCAUUAUGGCGGUGGAGGAGAUGCACUCGUUCAUGGCGGAGAGGAAUCGGGCGGCGCUGGACGCGUCGUUCCUGCUGUUCGGAGCGAAGGGCAUCAUCAAGGCCCCGGAGAUGUGUGUGGGGUGCGUAUUACCUCAACAGCGGCGCGUUGGCAGUUCAGACAAACCCGCCGUAGUAGUGAAGACCAUGUCCGACGGGUGGCAACCGAGGUGGCCUGGCGACCUCGGCGAUCCCUUCGAGCCCUACACUUGUUGAUGGUGGUGGUGGGAUGUGGAGGCAUGCAGCAACUGUUGGAGCAGUACCUGCACAGCGCCGUCUCCUAUCAUGCCAAAGCAUUGGAGCAGUUCAGUGGUGCCUUUGCAGCUAUGAAGCGCGCCAGCAAACAAGCACGAGAUGUGGCAUACAUCCACACUCUUGCUGCUGCUGCUGGCUUGUCUGUCAAAGAAUACCAACGCCUUCUUGAAAUGUUCAACCGCAUUGAUCAAUGCAAGAUUGGGACAAUAAGCAAACAACAACUUAUGGCUGCAAUGAAGCGUGACAAAGAUAUUGCAGCAUUCAUGCAGCUAUCCAGGGCCAAGCAGAAGGAUGGAAGGAGAGAGUCAUUUGAGGGGGUAUUCAAUCGGAUAGACUGCGAGGGAGGGGGAGCUGUGACUUGGGAGGCAUUUCUGCACUUCUUCUCCAGUGAAAGAUCCCUCAUGACGGAUUCCGCCUUGAAUCCAAUGUGUGUGCAGCCAAUGUGCAACCAACCAUUGUGUGUCCAGGCUGCAAUGUGUGGCGGCCCUCCACCCCCCUUGUUCCCUCCCUCCUCCCUUUGUAAACUUGGACCAUGCUAGCCCAUUCACCAUUUUUUCUACAUAUUUAUCAAAACCAUAAAUAUUCUGCACAAAUGAAAUCUAUAAAUAUGUAUAUAUAUAUAUAUAUAUAUAUAUGUACAAUUUAAAUACGGAUUUUUUAAAAUGGUAUUUUCUAUUCAUUGGACUUGCUACAAUGAAUAUAACCUAAAUGAAAUCUUAGAUGAGUGUGUUGGCUCACUGAAUAUCU